UCCAGUGACUUUCAGACAGAGCGGAGUGCGCGGCAAAAGAAGGAGACAAACAAAAACAUGUGGUCGAGGCCGUGAGAAACGGUAAGGAACCGGACAGGAAACGGCCAGAACCCGCUCAGAACCCGGUCAGAAGCGGGCAGGCGGGAGGCCCGGUGCGCUCCGGAGCCCCGCUGCUCCCUCCCGGUGGAUCAUCCUGACUGAAAGUGGAGCUGCGUAGCGGCUCGUUAGCUCGUUAGCUCCGCGGAGGGAGGCGGGUUUCCCCCGGUGCGAGGCACCGGAGCUCCGCUUCACCUUCCCGGUUCCGCUUCCAGAUAUAAACCAAGCCUCCAGACCGGAAACUAGCGACGGCUGGACUGGAACCCGGCGAGAGAUCCGCCAAGCGUAGUCCGGUAAACUGAGCCGGUUAGCAUCAGUGAGCCGUUUCAAUGAAUGGAGGUGAAGCCCCGCCCCCCCCCUGCUGACUGAGCGCCCCUCCCCCUCCUCAUGGGUCUGCACUCGGCCCAGAAGAAGCACUUCCCCCUGCGGGGGAUCGACGGCGUGGUGCAGCUGUUCCGGGCCGAGCUGCAGAAGGCGGAGCCGGACCUGGCGCUGCUGUCGCUGGUGCUGGGCUUCGUGGAGCACUUCCUGGCGGUGAACCGGGUGGUCCCGGUCAACGUGCCGGGCGUCCGCUUCGAGCCGCUGGAGCCCGACUGCCCGUCGUCCUGCUUCCCCACCGUGGAGCUGGGCAUGAUCUCGGCGCUGUACGAGCGCUUCACGGCCCAGAUCCGCGGCGCAGUGGACCUGUCGCAGUUCCGGCGCGGCGCCGCCGCCGCCGGCUCCGACCGGGAGCUGGUCAAGAAGGUGUCGGACGUGAUCUGGAACAGCCUGAGCCGGUCCUACUUCAAGGACCGGGCCCACAUCCAGUCCCUGUUCAGCCUGAUCACAGGCACCAAGCUGGACAGCUCGGGCGUGGCCUUCGCCGUGGUGGCGGCCUGCCAGGUGCUGGGCCUCCACGACGUGCACCUGGCGCUGUCCGAGGACCACGCCUGGGUCAUCUUCGGCCCGGCCGGCGACGACACGGUGGAGGUCACCUGGCACGGCAAGGGCAACGAGGACCGCCGCGGCCAGACCGUCACCGCCGGGGUCAGCGAGAAGAGCUGGCUGUACCUGAAAGGCUCCUACAUGAAGUGUGACCGGAACAUGGAGGUGGCCUUCAUGGUCUGCGCCAUCAACCCGUCUCUGGACCUCCACACCGACAGCUCGGAGCUGCUGCAGCUGCAGCAGAAGCUGCUGUGGCUGCUGUACGAACGAGGGAACCUGGACAGGUAUCCCAUGGCCAUGGGCACGCUGGCAGACCUGGAGGACCAGGACCCCACCCCGGGGAGGGAGAGCCCCCUGAAGAUCCACCUCAAGGCAGUCAGCUCUGCUCAAAAGCACUACAAUAACGAGCAUAUCUACCCCUACAUGUACCUGGCUGGUUUCCACUACAGACACCGAGACGUGCAGGAGGCUCUGAGGGCCUGGGCCCAGGCUGCCCAGGUCAUGCAGGAAUAUAACUACUUCAGAGAGGAUGAGGAGAUCUACAAGGAGUUCUUUGACAUCGCUAACGACGUGAUUCCCACCCUGCUGAAGGAGACCACGUCUGCUGCAGAGAGUCCUGGGGAGGAGGGGGAGGGGGGGCCCGAGAAGGAGCUCCCUAAGCAGUCCGCAGUCUUCUCCGCGCUUCACGACCCAGAAUGCUUUGCCCACCUGCUGCGGUUCUACGACGGGAUCUGUAAGUGGGAGGAGGGAAGUCCGACGCCCGUCCUGCACGUGGGCUGGGCCACGUACCUGGUCCAGUCCCUGAGCCGCUUCGACGCCCAGGUGCGUCAGAAGGUGUCGAUCAUCACCAAAGAGCCCGAGUCUCUGGACGAUGACGACCAGUCCAGCGAGGACCCCCGGGAGGGCCGGCGGCGGGGCCCCCGGAGGGAGUCCAAGCUGGAGGAGGCCAGCGGUUCCCCUCCCCCCGCGGCGCCCACCUCCCCCCCCUCACAGCCGGCGGCGGCGGCGGGGGCGGGGCCCGGAGGCGGCCGGCGCCGCCCCUCGCAGAGCCUCCGGGCCGCGGACAGUGAAGGAAAGCCCCCGUCGCCCGGCGGGGACGCCGCCGCCCCCUCGCCCUCGCCGCCGGGGGGGCCCGUGGUGGUCUUCCAGAGCGAGAAGAUGAAGGGCAUGAAGGAGCUGCUGUGCGCCGCCAAGGUGAACUCCAGCGCCAUCAAGCUGCAGCUCACGGCGCAGUCGCAGGUCCAGAUGAAGCGCCAGAAGAGCACGGCGGGCGGAGACUACUCCGUCUCCUUCAUGAAGCGCCAGCGCAAGUCCCUGUAGAGCCCCGCCCCCCCGGGGGGCUGAAGACACAGGAGCCCGUCACUUAUCGGUGUAAAUACAGACGUGGUGAUUAGGAUAGUUACUGUGUAACAUGCUCCUCUCUGUGUUGCCUUAUUCUGCCGCCUUCUCUACGGAAGUCAUUCGGACAUAGCUGAGCCACACUGUUUCGGCAGGUUCCACACCUGUCUAUGUAGGUUCUAGAUCUGUUUCUGCAGGUUCCAGUUCUGUUUCUGCGGGCUCUAGACCUGUUUAUGUAGGUUCUAGAUCUCUUUAUGUAGGUGUUAGACCUGUUUCUGCAGGUUCCAGACCUGUUUUCAUAGGUUCUAGAUCUGUUUCUGUAAGUUCUAGACCUGUUUCUUUAGGUUCCAGACCUGUUCAUGUGGGUACCAGACCUGUUUCUGCAGGUUCCAGACCGUGCACUGUUACCAGGGAGACCCUCGGCUCCAGCUCUUUUCUAUCUGAUGUUAAUAAAGAUGUGAUGCAGACCACGG
Molecule: messenger RNA, 2831 nt
Organism: Salarias fasciatus (jewelled blenny)
Lineage: Eukaryota; Metazoa; Chordata; Actinopteri; Blenniiformes; Blenniidae
Gene: men1
Product: multiple endocrine neoplasia I
Exons: 10
Coding region: 484-2340 (618 amino acids)
Biological process (GO): regulation of transcription by RNA polymerase II; negative regulation of cell cycle; negative regulation of cell population proliferation
Cellular component (GO): histone methyltransferase complex; chromatin; nucleus
Molecular function (GO): chromatin binding; transcription cis-regulatory region binding; Y-form DNA binding
Source: RefSeq, a predicted model, not a curated record